Messenger RNA from Entelurus aequoreus (snake pipefish), 4520 nucleotides. RefSeq names its product testis-expressed protein 2-like. The coding region runs from base 469 to 3606 and encodes 1045 amino acids. The transcript is spliced from 13 exons. Gene Ontology annotation, molecular function: lipid binding. The record is from RefSeq and is a predicted model, not a curated record. Lineage: Eukaryota; Metazoa; Chordata; Actinopteri; Syngnathiformes; Syngnathidae. Gene Ontology annotation, cellular component: endoplasmic reticulum.
AUUUUUUUCCUGUAUAGAAUUGAGUCAGUUUGUCAACAGGCUGCGAGACAACGAACAGUCUGACGGUCCACUAAAAGGACACUUUUGUACACAUUGUCGUGUUGGAGGGAAUUAAGUAGAUUCUGGGUUUUGUUUUUUUCCCCCCGACGGAUCGGGAAACCAAAUAAAGUUGCCUUCCCACGAAUUCCCACCACCCCCCGAAUAUCGUGUGAAACGAGGCUCCGCCGUGGGGAUGGUGUGUGUUCUUCGCUGGAUUGAAUGGCGCUGAGAAUGCACAGUAAGCACUUUGCCAGUAAAUGUAAACUCAUUAUCGAUCCGUCUCAUGAGCUACUAAAGGCCCACAUGAGGACAAAGUCCAGGUAGAGCAAGGGAGAGCGAGAGGGGAAGGAUAGUUGAGAAGGAGCCAGGACCAUACAAGCAAAGCCUUGCUGGAAUCCACAAUGACAUAAACAAAGUGGUAGGACUGCAAUGACUCGCCAGCCCCCCAACCAUGCAGACAUCACUUACUCUACAGACAAAGUGCCCCCUGUGUUGGCCCCCAAGCUCCAAGUCCAGAGAUCAGAUUCAGAUCAGACAAUUACUAUUCACUUUUCAGCUGUUGGGAAGGAGGAAGAGAAUGAGGAGGAAGAACUGUACACAACAUCUGUCUCCUCCACAUCUACCACUCAAGAUGAAUCAAAUAUUGUGACAGGCAUUGAAGCAAGUGAGGAGAUGUUUGAAGCAGCACAAUUGAACUCUUCAGCCGAGGAUGCACUGAUACCCAAAUUUCUUGGACAUUCUCCACUUUCUACUUCUCUGGCAAACAGUUCAACGAAAACUUCAUUACCACAAAAGGGCUCAAAGUCUAAUUCAACACCAACUAAAUCUUUGAGUUUUCCUCCUAACGACAAGCCCGUUUCAAAUAUGGUUAAAUCCUUGUCCUCUGAAAUUGAGUCUAAGGAUGGAGGCCCUUCUUUUAGUGCCCCCACAGUAAGACAUAAACAUCUAAUGAAAUCUCUGGUGAAAUCCUUAUCUUUAGACACACCUCAGGACUCGUCCACACUCUCCCGCCUUUCAGAGACUCGCCUUAAUCUGCAAAUGUUCAAGCAAUUCACUCAGUCACGGUUGCAGACUGCUUCAGCUGCGGCAUCAGCUGAUGAUUUAAAAACUGCUCCUACUUCUCUAUUUACCUCACCAGAUAGCCGCAGCUUCUUUAACGUCUCGGAGGUUGAAGCACGAUUUGAAGACACUAAGCGCCGUCUGUCCGAGGCUAUCUAUGAACCACUUCAAAUCCUGAGUAAGAUCAUUGAUGAAAAGAGCAGUAGCAGCAGUCUCAGUAGACCAAAGGCUCUGUCUGCUAGUGCCUCUGAGCCCUAUAACCUGACUUCUGCCAUUGGCCCCCUGGAAAGCAACAACAACUACUGCAUUAAGGAGGAAGAAGGCAGUGAUGUGGAGGGUGAAAGCCCAAAUAGUGGAACCUCUGGCCUAGCUGAAUCUCAUGUGGCACUUCCUUUCGACACGAAGAGCCCAAAUAAAUCAUCAUCAUUACCCAUAUCUUUGGACAAUUGUUCCAUGUCGGCUCUUGCUAAACAGGAGGAUGAGGAGUUUUGUAUUUUGUACAGUGAGGAUUUUGAAAGUUACACUGACACUGAACUAGGAACUGGUAAUCAAACUAAAGUGCCUUUAAGUUGUAGUACUGAAUCAUGCGGCGAGAUUGAAUCAGAAAGUAUUGUGCCAGCACCGAGUGUUCCACUCUAUACUCUUUCCAUCCUUACAAUACUGGUUUAUGGGUAUUUUAUAUUGCCCUUGCCGGACUACAUUGGAGGACUGCUGCUUGGAGUGGCAUUUGGAUUCUUUGUUGCCAUUGGGGUUGUGUGGCUGACAGGACCAAAACCUUCUAACAGGUUACUACGGCUUUCCAAACGUCAUAAAAAACGGUGGAAUCUUGCAAAGUUGGACAUUGAAGAACCUGCAAUCUUCAGGGGCUGGAUGAAUGAGAUGAUAAACUACGACCCUGAAACCUACCAUGCCACAUUGACGCACUCUGUGUUUGUUCGCCUGGAGGGCUCCAUCAUUCGCCUGUCUAAACCCAACCACAAUAUCGCACGGCGUGCCACGCACAGCGAGUCAAAACCUGAUGUCACGUACAUCAGUCAGAAGAUUUACGAUUUAGCUAAUAGCAAAGUAUGUCUCGUGCCUCAGGGCCUGGCCAGGAAAAGAAUAUGGAACAAAAAGUACCCCAUCUGUAUUAAGCUUGGAAAACAAGAUGAUUUCAUAUCCAAGGCUGAAGGGGAGGCCAGCAAGGGCUUUACAGCAAAGAACAAAAGUGAAGGACCAGGAGGCGCUCAAGAGCCAGCCCGCUCAACCUCUUCAAAUAGAGACCUAACUCUCUAUCUGUUUGGAAGAACUGGGAGAGAGAAGGAGGAGUGGUUCCAGAGGUUUAUUUCAGCUUCAAAUCUCAAGGAGGAUUUGAAAAAAGUUGCAAAUCCUGCAGCGACUCAAAGUGCUCCGAGCUCUCCCAGUUGCGGCAGUAGCCGUAGCAGUCUGGAUGAUGCCCUGGCACCUAUGACAAAAGACUCUCCAACCGCAGACAGUGACAAGGCCAAGCUGUUGGACUAUAGUGUCUAUAUGGCUUCAUUAUUGCCAAAACAAGAAGCAGUCACCUCCCCUGUUAGCAACUCUGAGCUUAGCAGUCCCCAGAGCAGCCCCGGAACUGACAAAAAGCUUCAAAGUUCCAGCUCAGUGCACAAGCAGCUCAAGGAGGAAGAGGAUCCAGUUGCCUGGGUGAACGCAGUUCUUGGUCGAGUCCUCUGGGAUUUUCUGCGUGAGCCUUACUGGUCUGAAGUGGUCUCCAAGAAAAUUCAGAUGAAACUUAGCAAAAUACGGUUGCCUUACUUCAUGAACGAGCUAACACUGAAAGAACUGGACAUGGGUGUGGCCACACCUAAGAUCCUUGGAGCAUCCAGUCCUUCUAUUGACUACAAAGGUCUGUGGUUCGACUUGGACAUUUCCUACAGUGGGUCCUUCCUGAUGACCCUUGAAACCAAGAUGAAUCUGAUUCGCCUGGGCAAAGAAGGAGAAAGAAGUUUAGGCGAAGAUGGAUUCAGACCUCGAACUUACUGCCUGGCUGACAGUGAUGAGGAGUCUUCCAGUGCAGGCUCCUCAGAUGAGGAAGAUGCCUCUGAGCAAUCAAAUGAAACCAGUGGAGCAGAAGGUUUGGUUGGAGGCCACAAACCCAGCAAGAUCAUGCGCUUUGUCGACAAGAUUGCCAAGUCCAAAUACUUCCAGAAAGCCACAGAGACAGAGUUCAUCAAAAAGAAGAUGGAGGUGGUCUCCAAUACACCACUUCUCCUCACUGUUGAAGUACAAGAACUCCAAGGAACACUUGCUGUCAAUAUACCACCCCCACCAACUGACAGGAUUUGGUAUGGCUUUAGGAAGCCCCCUCACUUGGAACUGAAGGCACGACCUAAACUGGGAGAAAGAGAAGUCACUCUGGCUCAUGUCACUGACUGGAUCGAGAAAAAACUGGACCAAGAGUUUCAGAAAGUUUUCGUCAUGCCAAACAUGGACGAUGUGUGGCUGACCCUCAUGCAUUCAGCCAUGGACCAACGCACUGUGGUUUGACCGUUAGCUCGGCCCACAAGUCACCCACAGCCUUACCGCACCAGCUCGCCACAAAGAACGUCUGUUUCCCAAAAUGGACGUUGGAGCCAAAGUGUGUCAAUGAACAACAUAAAUAUAGGCCAAUAUAAGAGGUAAUUAAAUAAGGUACUCAAGGAGACACUAAAGAGAAUGUAUAAUCUGCUGCUCUAGUCUAACCAUUGUCAUAACAGUAUAACUCAAUUAAUUAUGAAGGAUGUAAAUACAAGGGCUUGGUGUUACCUUGUGGGCGAUUCAUGAAGUGCAUUACGUCCUGCGGUCAAGGAAGCAUUAGCUAGAAACCUUAAGGCCUGCACAUAACACAACUCUGCUGAGGCCGCAGAAAGCGAGAGCACGGCAGGUGUUGAGGGUUACUAAUAUGUACGCAGGUAAAAGCUUCGGUUGUUGAUGAUCAGUAUUCAUAACUGAAUCCAUGUUUGUAUGGAAAUGAUGCUCAAAAGCACAUUAGUUACAAAUAGUAUAAUUUAUUAUUACGUACAUUCCAUACACAUACCAGUCCCUCCAGGAAUUUGCCAUGUUGCGAUUAGCACAAAUUCAACCAAUGUCCGCGAAUGAUGCGUAGCUUCGUCCAUUAUUCUAAUAUCCCCGCACAUUUUUGAAAAUCAAAUUUGUCUCUGAGCGGCACUCAUGCGCAAAUCAGCUGUCUAAUAAAACGUAUGUUUGUCUUUGGUGGAGGCACAACAACAUAUAACAAUAAAUCAACCUUUAUUGAUCAAACUACAAUAUUUCUCCGACUCCUGCGUAGCUAAGACCUACUUUUUAUUCCUGUGUCUACAGCACUAAGCCUUUUGAGUAAUGUACAGUACAGGCCAAAAAUUUGGACACACCUCCUGUUUCAAUGUGUUUUCUUUAUUUUCAUGACUAUUUACAUUGUAGAU